GAAAGAACUGGAAAUGAAAUAAAAGCCGAUGCUUUUGAAAGCGAACCGAAGACCCACGCACGCGCUCGCAAGCACAGAAAGGAGAAGCUUUUUCCUGCAAAAUCCAAUCCAGCGUGGAAAUGGAGCCUGUCGUUCAGAUUUAAAGCGCAUUUUGCAUAGACAGAAAGCAGCAUUGAGAAAGAGUUUAGAUUUGACUGUGGUGUUCUUUGUUUAGUUCGAGUGCGAAGACAUGGGUGAGUCUGCCACGUGCCUUGUGAGGUCGUUCUCUCACCCUUCUCAUGGUUCUAGUGAAGCCAAAGAGUGUGACCCAAUUCGUGCUCUAGGAGAAUCGAUCUCGUUUGGGAGGUUUAUGUCCGAAUCCUUGGCCUGGGAGAAACGUUCAACCUUCUCUCACAAUCCUUACUUGGAAGAAGUGGAGAAGUUUUCUAAGCCAGGUUCUGUUGCUCAGAAAAAAGCUUAUUUUGAAGCUCAUUACAAGAAAAAGGCUGCAGAGAGAGCGGCAGCAUUGAUUGAGGAAGCUAAUACAACCGCUCGUAAUGUCUCUGAGUCACAAGGUAUGGACAAACUCCAUGAGGAUUCGUUCAUGGAUUCGGCAUCGGUGAAAGCAGACAGCCUCAAGGCUAUCGAUGAACCGCAUGGGGAUGAUACCCCUAAUACAGCAGUAGGUUAUUCUGCCUCUGCGAAUGGGGAUAAUCCUUAUGUUGGAGUAUUGGAAACUAAGAAGGUGGAAGCAGCUGAUGCUGUAAUCCAAGAAGGCAUUAAUCUGGUUGAAAUUUCAGACCAAACUGAAAAAGUUGAAGACUACCAGAAGAUUGUGGCCUCGCAAAAAGAGAAGAAACUCGAUAAGGAUGCUGUCUGCAAGGAGAUUCUCCCUUCACCAAGCAAGAAAAGACAAGGGAAUUUUUCUCAGAAGUUGUCAACCAAAAGUAGAGCAUCCAAGCUCCCAGUCUCUCCUUCGGAACAAAUGAUUUCUAUGCAAUCCAUAAAUGGAAAUUAUACAUCUGAGAAUAGCAAGAAGGUGGCAGGAGACCUAGUUGACAAAAAGAGAUUAAGUUUAAAAUCACUUCACAUGUCAAUCAAUUUUGCUUCACGUACCUGCAAAACCAGUAAAACUACAACUCCAGUUUCUCAAAAGGUGCAAAGCAAGAGAACUAAUGCAACUUUGUUCAAUACAUUUGGACAUGAUAGUUCAAUUUCCAUACGAACUAUGACUAGCGCAUCUGUUAAUAAGUUAAUGAAGGAACGUUCAGUAAAGCCCCAGUCAGAAGAUCGAAGCACUAGAACACUACUCAGCAAUUCAGUUUCUGCAGGAAUAACAGAGGAUCAGAAAGGGCAGUCCCUCUCUAUUGACCGCUCAAAUUCUUCAAGUGUCAGUAGAAGCAAAGCACGAUCUCCUACUAUAUCUUUUCCCUUCACUUUCAGGAGUCAAGAAAGAGCAGCAAAGCGUAAAGAGUUCUUUCAAAAGCUAGAAGAACAAAUAAACACCAAGGAGGCCGAAAAAUGGAAGCAACAGACAAUGCCUAAGGAAAAGGCACAUUUUGACAUUAAAAAAUUGCGACAGACAACUGAAUUCAAAGCCAAACUGCAUGAAGAUUCAAAUCUUGGAUCACAAUCUCCAAGUAGUCCCCUGAAGAAGAGUCCAAGAACAAAGCCUCAAUCACUGAAACUUGGAAGAAACCCAGUUCAGAGCAAAGUUCAGGACUCAAGCUCUCGACCUCCUCUUAAGCCUUCAGGCAGAAAUGUACGCUCUAACCAAGUGACGGAAAAAGUUGAUCAAAGCACAAGUCGUUCUAUCAUUUUACUAACAAAGAAGGCGGCGCGUGAGAAUGCUUCUCCCAAUAUUCAGCAUUAAGUGUCUAAGAAGAUAGUAGAUUGCUUCAUCUUAUCGCGAGGUGUCGACUACAGUAUUGGAAUUCCGAUUGAUCCAGCAGGUGAAAGUUGGAGCCAUUCUUGUAAUUAUUAAUAAUAUAAAGAUAGUAUUGUGAUGGCAAUGGGAUUGCCCUGAGGAAAAAUAAUAAUAAGAUUCAUUUUUA
Messenger RNA from Juglans regia (Persian walnut), 2033 nucleotides. Its product is annotated as protein WVD2-like 7. The transcript is spliced from 9 exons. The coding region runs from base 230 to 1852 and encodes 540 amino acids. The record is from RefSeq and is a predicted model, not a curated record. NCBI's taxonomy places the organism in Eukaryota, Viridiplantae, Streptophyta, Magnoliopsida, Fagales, Juglandaceae.